UGAUUCGGGGGGCCCCGGGGAAUCUCCAGAUCCAGUGGAAAUCGUUUACGAAGGGGAUGCACAAGGGUACAACUGGGAGGGGAAUUAGGUUGGCCGCCAACUUCGCCUGCCUUUCUAUCUGAGUUCUUCCCUCUUGAUGCUUUCGAACGACUCCUAAAUUUCACAAAAUCCUUUUUUUCUUAUUUGAAAUCCAAAUCGAAAUGCCUCAACUUGAUAAAUUAACUUAUUUCUCACAAUUCUUCUGGUUAUGUCUUCUCCUCUUUACUUUUUAUAUUCUCUUAUUUAAUAAUAAUAAUGGAAUACUUGGAAUUAGUAGAAUUCUCAAACUACGGAACCAACUGCUUUCGCACCGGGGGGGCGAGAUCCGGAGCAAGGACCCUAAGAAUCUGGAAGAUAUCUCGAGAAAAGGUUUUAGCACCGGUCUCUCAUAUAUGUACUCCAGUUUAUCCGAAGUAUCCCAAUGGUGUAAGACCGUCGACUAUUUGGGAAAAAGGAGGAAAAUCACUCUGAUCUCUGAUUUCGGAGAAAUAAGUGGCUCACGAGGAAUGGAGAGACAGAUUCUCUAUUUGAUCUCGAAGUCCUCAUAUAACACUUCUUCCAGUCGGAUCACUUGUUGGAAAAACAUAAUGCUCACACAUGUUCCACACGGGCAAGGAAGCAUAAUAUCAUGAAAGCCGUCUGAUAAUCUUUCUAUAGGUUCCCCGAAGAGAAUGGAAAAAUCACAAAAACACUUUCUAUAUGUUCUGUUAUUUCGAGAUUCGAAGAAGCAAGCAAGUUUUUCAUAUAGCUGUUUCCUGUGUAGUGAUCUCUGUUCGUGGAGAUCAUGAGGCCCCUGAUACCCUGUGGUACGGGGGGGGGUAGAAGAGGGGGCAUGUGGGCUUCUAUCAAAAGA
Triticum dicoccoides is the source of this 892-nucleotide messenger RNA. RefSeq names its product putative ATP synthase protein YMF19. The record is from RefSeq and is a predicted model, not a curated record. Lineage: Eukaryota; Viridiplantae; Streptophyta; Magnoliopsida; Poales; Poaceae. Gene Ontology annotation, cellular component: mitochondrion; membrane. The transcript has a single exon. The coding region runs from base 201 to 671 and encodes 156 amino acids.